UGGCGGUGGUGGCGGUGGUGGCGAGCGAAGACGCACGAUGGUGAUGGUGGUGACGAUGAGCGCCUCUGGACCAUGCUGCCCCUCAUAAGGAGCGAGUCUCUUGACAGUGACAUCGAGCAGAGGGUGCAUGUGAAGUUCUACGUGCACGAAAAGACGUUCAAGGAACGCUGCAAACUUUUCUUCAUCAAGAACAAGCGAUCGAGCCUCCGCAUCCGCGUGUUCAACUUCGCGCUCAAGGUGCUGACGUGCGUGCUCUACGUGUGCCGCGUGGUGCUGGACGACCCCAAGGACAAUGGCUACGGCUGCUGGGAAUGCCCCAAGCAGAACUUCACGGAAUUUGAUGCCAACGCCCCAAUUAACUGGCGGCUGAUCUGGUGGGUGGACAGGGGAAUGUUCUUCUGGGUCUCCCAGGUGGCUCUGGCCAUCAUCAGCCUCCUUGAAACGAUGCUUCUCAUGUUCCUCAACUACAAGGGAAACAUCUGGGAGCAGGUGCUGCAGGUUUCGUUCGUGCUGGAGGUCGUCACGACCAUUCCCUUCAUCAUCACGAUAUUCGUCACCCACCUGCGCAGCGCCUUCAUCCCGGUCUUCCUCAACUGCUGGCUCGCCAAGCUGGCACUGCAAAACCUCAUCAACGAUCUGCACCGCGCCAUACAGCGUGCCCAGUCGGCCAUGUUCAACCAGGUCCUCAUGCUCAUCUCCACGCUGGUCUGCCUCAUGUUCACAUUCAUUUGCGGCAUCCAGCACCUGGAGCGCGCUGGCGGCAGCCUGUCGCUCUUCGACUCCCUGUACUUCUGCAUCGUCACCUUCUCCACCGUGGGAUUCGGCGACGUGACGCCACAGAUCUGGCCCUCUCAGCUCCUCGUCGCCUUCAUGAUCUGUGUGGCACUCAUGGUGCUGCCCGUACAGUUCGAGCAGCUCGCCUUCCUGUGGAUGGAGCGGCAGAAGUGCGGCGGCAACUACAGCCGCUACCGCGCGCUCACAGAGCGCCACGUGGUGCUGUGCGUGAGCUCCCUCAAGAUCGACGUCCUCGUCGACUUCCUCAACGAGUUCUACGCUCACCCCCUGCUCCAGGACUGCUUCGUGGUGAUCCUCUGCCCGUCGGAGAUGGACCCGCAGGUUCGCCACGUCCUGCAGAUCCCCAUGUGGUACCAGCGCGUCAUCUACGUGCAAGGCUCGGCGCUCAAGGACCAGGACCUGGCACGCGCCAAGAUCGACAGCGCCCAGGUGUGCUUCGUGCUGACCAGCCGCAACGAGGAUCGCAUCGCCGCGGACCAGCAAACCAUCCUGCGGGCGUGGGCCGUGAAAGACUUUGCGCCGGGCUGCCCACUCUACGUGCAGAUCCUGAGACCCGAAAACAAGUUCCACGUCAAGUUCGCGGACCACGUGGUGUGCGAGGAGGAGUUCAAGUACGCGCUGCUGGCGCUCAACUGCGUGUGCCCCGCCACGUCCACGCUCAUGACGCUGCUGCUGCACACGUCCCGCGGCCAAGAGGGGCGACAGUCCCACGACCCCUGGCAGCGGAUGUACGGGCGGUGCUCAGGGAACGAGAUCUACCACAUCCAGCUGUCGGACAGCAAGUUCCUGCGCGAGUACGAGGGCAAGAGCUUCACGUACGCCGCCUUCCACGCGCACAAGAAAUAUGGCGUGUGCCUGAUCGGCGUGCGGCGCGACGGGGGCUCCACGCGUCUCAACCCGGGCCAGCGCCACCUGCUCUCCGCCGCCGACAUCUGCUUCUACAUCAGCAUCACCAAGGAGGAGAACUCGGCGCUCUUCGUCCGGCAUGCCGGCGGCGGCGGCAGCGGCGCCAACAAGGCGGGGGGCUCUGGCCCCGUGGGCAACGCGCCCAACGGGCACCUAUCCGGGCACCCGUUGGGGCACCCGCCCGGGCCACCCCGUGAGAGUGACGGCAGGGAGUUUGCUGCCACGAUCGGCUCCGUGUCGCUGGACCUGCGGACCCUCAUGGAGCGCCGCUGCUCGUCCUCGUCGGCCGGCCACGCCGUGGGGCCGUGUGGCCCCGGGGGGGCCGCCGGGCCCGGCGGCGGCGGCGGCAUCUGGAUGUCCAUGUCGGAGGGUCGCCGCUGCUCCAUCGCCCCGGUGCUCGAACUGCCCGACCCCAACGGAGCUGAGCUGCCCUCUGACCUCCUGGAGGACGACGAGGAGGACGACGACGCGAUGACCUGCGAUGACGAGGACUCUCCGGGCACUGCGUGGAUCAAGGGUUACCCCAUGAGCUUCCCCUACAUCGGCAGCUCCCCCACCCUGUGCCACCUCCUGCUGGGCAAGGUGCCGCCCUGCUGCCUGCGUCUCGACCAGGCGUGCGAACACAACAGCCACGAAGAUGCUCAGGCCUACAACUUCAAGAACAAACUGAUCAUCGUGUCGGCGGAGACCGCCGGUAACGGCCUCUACAACUUCAUCGUGCCUCUCCGGGCCUACUACAGGCCACGCCGCGAGCUCAACCCGAUCAUCCUCCUGCUCGACAACCCGCCCGAGUCGAGCUUUCUGGAGGCGAUUUGCUACUUCCCAAUGGUCUACUACAUGGUGGGCUCCAUUGACAACCUGGACACGCUGCUGCAGUGCGGCAUCAUCCGCGCGGACAACAUCGUCGUGGUGGACAAGGAGAGCACGAUGAGCGCCGAGGAGGAGUACAUGGCCGACGCCAAGACCAUCGUCAACGUGCAGACCAUGUUCCGGCUCUUCCCGGGGCUGAACAUCAUCACCGAGCUCACACACCCGGCGAACAUGCGCUUCAUGCAGUUCCGGGCCAAGGACAGCUACUCGCUGGCUCUCGCCAAGCUGGAGAAGCAAGAGCGCGAGAAGGGCUCGAACCUGCCCUACAUGUUCCGCCUCCCGUUCGCCGCGGGCCGCGUGUUCAGCGUCAGCAUGCUGGACACGCUGCUCUACCAGUCGUACGUGAAGGACUUCAUGAUCCCAAUCAUGAGGCUGCUGUUGGGCCUGGACACCACCCCCGGAUCCGGCUAUCUCUGCGCCGUGCGCGUGACGGAGGGCGACCUGUGGAUCCGCACGUACGGACGGCUCUACCAGAAGCUGUGCUCCUCCUCGGGAGAGAUCCCCAUCGGCAUCUUCCGCACCGAGUCGCACGACUUCCCCAUGGCCGAGUCCCAGAUGAUAAUGAAGUCAAACUCCCGGGUGUCCAUGGGCGGCUACGACACAUUCGACAGGGGCGGCGGAGACCACCCUCAGGAUUCGCUGCUGAAUCUCGGCGGCGGCGGCUGCCGCCGGUUCAGCCUCCCGGUACCAACCCUCCCGUGCGAGCGCUCGCUGCCCCGCUCGCCGGCCUCCGAGCCCCCCUCCGAUGUGCCGCUGCUGCGCCGCAAGAGCCUGCAGUGGGCCCGCCGCUUCACGCGCUGCAGCCCGCGCGUCAGCGUCUCCAGCCUCGGGGGCGGCAGCGGCGGCGGCGCCGGCGGCGCCGGCGGUGGCGGCGCCAGCGGCGGGGGGGGCGGAGGAGCGGGGGGCGGCGGCGGCGCCGGUGGCCGGCCGGGGUCGUCUCGCCGCGCCGCCGACUGCAUCAACUGGCAGCGCAUGGCGCUGUUCCGGCGCUCGGAGAGGCAGGAGCUGGGCGAGCUGGUGCGCGGGCGCAUGCGCCACCUGGGCCUGCCCACGCAGGGAUACGAUGAGAUGGGAGACAACGAGAACAUGCUGUCGUACGUGCUCGUCAACCCGCCGCCCGACACGCCGCUGGAGCUCAACGACAUCGUCUACGUGAUCCGGCCCGACCCUCUGACCUCCGUGGCUCAGGAUCUUUCGCAACGCGAUUCAAGCGCCCUGGACGCAGGCGACACCAAGCUGUGACCGAGAUGGAAGCCGAGGAAGAGGGGAGGGCGAAACAAGACGCGAAAACCUCGCCCUGACGCUCGCCUUGUCCUGUACUGAGCCACAAUGCCGGCUACGUGGGUUGUCCGGUUGACCCCUGACCCGAAGUCGUCAUUCCCGCCUCGGUUCGCUUGACUUGAGAGUAAAUGAGCACACGGCAGCGACGUUGUCAAUGACUGCGCUGGCGAGACAACCUAGGUUACGAGCGUUGCGUAUUCAUAAACAUACUGUACUCACUUAGGGUGCGUAGAACCCCUCUUAACGAUGGUAAUUGGUUCAACGGAACCAGUUGUUAAGCGAUUUGGUCGUUAAGCGAGUAUAGUAAAUACACGUGAAAUGCUUAAUUCGUUCCAAUAGCAUCGAAAGUUACCCCAUUUUCACACAAAAAAACGUACUUUAUCGUAUUUAAACAAUGGAUAAUAAAACGUAAAUAUACUAACAACAUUGUAAACACGUAAUAUUAAAAUAAACAUGGUUAUUAAAUGCACUAAUACAUAUUUACUGUACAUACAACAGCCCGUCGUUAACAGGGGAAUGAUCGGUAAGCGAACACAUUGGGCACUAUGGAGGCACUACACUACUAUACACUACACUGCUAUACACUACACUACUGUACACUACACUAUACACUACUAUACACUACACUACUAUACACUAUACUACGCUAUACACUACGCUAUACACUACACUACUAUACACUACACUAUACACUACACUACUAUACACUACAAUACUAUACACUACAUUACUAUGCACGACACUAUACACGACUAUACACUACACUAUACACUACACAUUCGGCUCUAUGGAGGUCCGUCGUUAUGUGAUUCGUCAUUAACACGUGUGGUCGUUAAGAGGAGUUCUACUGUACACCACUAUACACUAUACUAAUAUACACUACACUACUAUACACUACACUUUAUACUCCGAUAUUAUACACUACACUAUACACUACACAUUGGGCUGGUCGUUAAGAGGGUUCGCUCCUGUGUGUUGCUGGCCACAUUAUCCACUUCCAGUGUCACACCCCCACCCACUAUCCCCUCCCCCGCCCGCCCCAAGUUUUCAUUUUUGUCUGAACACAUAGAAAACCUCCUGAGUUAAAGAUGCGAGCGGUAGGUGGCGCCACCUGAGCAGUGGGCGGAGCUACGUGGAGCUGUGGGCGUGGCCAGCAGCUGGGUGGCCGUGGCUAUGUAAAAGUAACGUGGGAGGGGCUUACAGCUCCCCACGUGUGUCAAAAUUGAGCCCACCCCCAACCAGCCCCGCCCCCCCAACUCUUCCAAGUGUAUCGUGGCUUGUGUGGCAGGAUUGUGUGUCAGAGGUCGCAAACGGGUUUUGAUUCCUUAACCGUACCCGGCCGCACCCGUACCCUAACCGUACCCGGCCGGGUACGGGUAUCGGGUACCUGAUUGCGACCUCUGGGAUGAAGCCAUGUUGCAGGCGCGGGUGGGUUGAUUCUAGGAAGUUGAAUUGUGAGAAGAGACAAGACGUUGGGAAAUGAGUGACAAACAGUUACUCACCAGUGACUCACGGUCUACCCGUACCCGUACCCGGCCGCACCAGGGUCGCAAACAGGUACCCGUACCCGGCCGGGUACAGGUAGCCAGGUAUCGGGUAGGGUACGGGUAUCGGGUACCCGGUUGCGACCUCUGUUGUGUGUUCGUUUGUGACGUGCAUUUAAAAACGAUGCAUAUAUCUAAACAACAGGAAAGCUUUCAGUUUCGUUACAUUUUCUAAGCAAGCCAAUUUUACAUUUACAUAUUUUGUUUUAGAAAUGUGUGAUCGGCAGUAGUAAUUUCUCAUUACCGUUGGCGAAAAUGCGAAUUGGGUCAAAUACCGCAACUAUACCAAAUACAAUUUGUGUGAUAUAAUAAUGCUCGACAAAUCAUAUUAAUCACCCAGUACAUAAGUUACGGACGUGCAUGCCGUCAUCCGUCCAUUCCGUGUGGGAUUUAGUGUCACUCCCUAAUAUACGUGAGCUUCCUUCACAUGCUCCAGUUCCCUCCAAAAUGCGCUUAUUUAAUCCAAACCUGUCAACCCCUUAUCAGUGCCUACCUUAUUACAGACCAAUUCAGACCGUAUUGGUCACCCCGUGCCCUUACAAAUCUCAACGUUCAUCCUACAAAGUCCCGUCAUAAGGGAGAAACACAAACAGACAAAAUCGUUUUGCCCGUAUUGAAACGGCUGUACGCCGUAUGGACCUGAAAACUCAAUUUCCCUGUACAGGAAUACAGGGUAAACCGUAUGGGUUGACAGGUACGUUAAUAUAUCGAGGGCCAGAGAGUUAGGCUAAUUGUUGGCAGUGGUGGCUUACUUGCCUGUGCGUUGUGGGCUACCAGUUGACCUUAAAUAAUAUGUACAUCUCAUUUCAAGGUUGUGGUCCUGGUGAGACGACGUGCGCUCAUCAGUUCCACUCCAAAAUUUCGAAGAAAAGAGAUCGGCAGACAAUUCAUAUCGCACAAACCACUCGCAUAGAGAUGCCCAGAUUCCAAUAGAGACCCACAGAUUCCCAUACAGACCCACAGACUUCAAUAUAUUUACGUAAACACAGACCCACAUAGAGACAUGGACACAUUAAAGUAUUCGAAAUAGAGAUAUUACAUCUAAAAUAAAUAUUUUACAUAGAAUAAAGAAACCCAAUUAACCAAAAAAGUAGCAAAUGUCAUAAGAAAAAGGUUAGACAUGUAUAACGUUGUUGUGAAGCUAAGUGUGUGCACGUAGAAGAUUAAUUUUCACGCGUCGCUUUGCUGUGAAUAUUAUCGUAGCUUGACUUACGCCUUUGCUUAGAUAUUACCUGGAUCGGUCAGCCUCAUAUUGUGAUAUUAGCCGGGGUGGUGGUGGUGGCGGUGGUGGUGGCGGCGGCGGUGGCGGCGGUGGCUACGCUGCUGCUGCUGCACGUGGCUGCCUGCAGUGAUCGAGCGCUGUGGAGGCAGCAGCAGAGAGGGUUGGUGGAUCACCGCAGACAGAGGCGAUGUGUGACACCUCCCUUCCCGUGGGGGUCGAGGAAGAGCCGUACCCUGGCUCUGCCAGGAGAUGGCGGCACAGCAAAAAUGUGGACUCCAUCUCAUACCUGUCAAUCCUUUAUCAGUGCCCUCCCUGCCUUAUUACAGACAAAUUCAGACCUUAUUGGUCACCCUGUUGCCCUUAUACAUCUCAACGUUCAUUCUACAAAGUACCAUCACAAGGGAGAAACACAAACAAAUAGACCAAAAAUGCCCAUAUUGAAACAGCUUUCUGCCUUAUGGACCUGAAAACUCAAUAUCCCUCUACAAUAAUACGGAGUACACAAUAUGGGUUGACAGGUAUGAUGCCAUCUGUUCUGUCUAUAUGGGAUAGAGUGUUUCCCCAAUACAGACGGGAGAAAUACUUACCUAUGUGUAAACACAUCAAUUGGCCGAUAACACCUUGAUAUAUAGAGGGCAAAGCUUGGAUAAUUGUUGGCACCGGUUUACCACCUGGCUUGGUGGCUCCUUCCUGCCCUUCACACUCGUUUCGUCGUUGCUUCCGGCGCCUCUGAGUCAUUCUCUCUCGCUCUCUCUUCCUCUGCGAGGCUGGAACAGGCCCAGCGGGCGGGCGACAGAGAGGCGGAGAGUUGUCUGUCGUGGGGGUGAUUCCUCGUUUUUUAUUCGUUUCGCUGGGGCUCAUUGCCCAACCCCGCUACGCCACUGGAUGGAGGCGAUUUUCCAUACUCAUAAUUUCGUGGAUAUGAACCAGACGGUGGAAGUUAAUACGACUUUCCAAUUUCGUACCAGGAGGGACUUUCCAUGCGAGCCGUAGCUACUCGCCGCGUGGUGGCCGGAGCUAAGGUGCCUUCCUGAUAUCGUGAUGAUCGUCAAAAUCGUGAAAAUUGACAUGUUAUUGUGAAAAAGUGACAAUGCGCGCGAACGUACUGACCAUUUGGCCUUGACCGCAUCUGCGACACUCCAAGCUUUGCUACUUGGGUGUGAUUCUAUGCCUAUAUUACCUUGAAUUAACAGGAGAGUUCAACCUCUGCAGGUCCUACCAAUUCCUCGCUAGGCCCCACCAUACUUAACUCCUUAGACUCCCUCCCCCUUCCUUUAGCAUCUCCUCUUCCUCUUGAGGCUCUGCGCCUUUCCUUUUUAGGCCACGCCUCUUUUUGCGUGAGCCCCGCCUCUUUCUGUUUAGCCUCCGCCUCUUUCAGUGCAGGCCCCACCUCCUUCUUCCGGCGGGGGUCAGUGGGCGUGGUAGGCAUUGGGCAGGGUCACGACACCACCAGAGGGCCGCCGUCCACGCGGACGUCCGAAGAAGCGAUGGAUCGAAUAAAGCAAGACAUGAAGAUGGUCAACGCAUCCCCUGAAGAUGCCCUGUACUGAGCCAAAUGGAGAAGACAAUGCCGAAAAGCGGACCCUGCGCCACAGCGGGAACAACGCUAGGAAGAAGAAGAAGACUUAGAAUUUAUAUAUUUCGAAUGCCGUAUGUGCCAGUGGGCUGCGGUAGACGUGUUCGUGUAAACAGUAGUUUUGUGGGAUUUUAUUUUUCCGCAGCCAAUAUUAUUCGCAACUGUUUUAGUUUUUUUUUGGGGGGGGGGGGGGGGGGGAGUCUGGCCACUUCAACCCCCCUCCGAUAUUUUCCUGUCACCACGAGGCCCUCUCCACCGGCCCUGACGAUUCGAAUGUUUGGCUUUAAGGUCCGGGUUUGGCGAUGGAGGGUUUAUUUUCGGAAAUUUCGCCGAGGCUUAUUUGGUAGCGGCCUAACUUUUGACGUUAGUUUCGGAUCAACGCAGUACCGUAUACAUGUGUUCGUAUUAAGGGGCCGUCCAUAAAUGACGUCACGCACCUCGGGGGGGGGGGAUCAGACAUUUGUGACGAUGUGUGACGAUGGGGGGGGGGGGGGGGUGAGAAAUGUGAUGUCACAUCAAAAUGCGCAACUUUAAAUAAAUUAUUAAAUUAUAGAUAACACGUUCUACUUAAUUAAAUAGACUUUUUGAUAUUUUCUCCUACAUCAGAGUACAGCGCCACAUUAAAUACGCACUACAAUGACAAUAGUUUAAAGCAAUUUGAAGCAUGUUGUAUUUUAGGGGGGGGGGGGGGCAGAGCUUUAUGACGUCAUAUUUGAGGGGGGAUCCGACUUUGUGACGCCGUGUGACGAGGGGGGUAAAAAAUCGUCCAAAAUCGCGUGACGUCAUUUAUGGACGGCCCCUAAGCCGUUUCGUGCAUUCUAAAUCGUAGUAAAAUCACUGUCACGAAAUCGUGCUUUAGGGAUGGCUGAACCGCAGAAUAUCUGUUGCAGACUUUUGUCGCGGGAAAACUUUCUUGUCCGUGCAAUCGUGAGUGAUGGUCGUCUCGUGGAUGAUGAUGAUGGUGGUGGUUUAUUGACGAUUUCUUUCAAAUAUAUCACACAAGCGUUUGUACAUUU
Lethenteron reissneri (Far Eastern brook lamprey) is the source of this 9210-nucleotide messenger RNA. RefSeq names its product potassium channel subfamily T member 1-like. Gene Ontology annotation, biological process: potassium ion transmembrane transport. Gene Ontology annotation, molecular function: outward rectifier potassium channel activity; intracellular sodium-activated potassium channel activity. NCBI's taxonomy places the organism in Eukaryota, Metazoa, Chordata, Hyperoartia, Petromyzontiformes, Petromyzontidae. Gene Ontology annotation, cellular component: plasma membrane. The record is from RefSeq and is a predicted model, not a curated record.